Populus nigra (black poplar) is the source of this 3022-nucleotide messenger RNA. RefSeq names its product probable alpha,alpha-trehalose-phosphate synthase [UDP-forming] 11. NCBI's taxonomy places the organism in Eukaryota, Viridiplantae, Streptophyta, Magnoliopsida, Malpighiales, Salicaceae. The transcript has 3 exons. Gene Ontology annotation, molecular function: catalytic activity. The record is from RefSeq and is a predicted model, not a curated record. Gene Ontology annotation, biological process: trehalose biosynthetic process. Bases 253 to 2793 code for a protein of 846 amino acids. Gene Ontology annotation, cellular component: cytosol.
UUCAAGCCUGCCUCUUCGUGGUUCUUAUCCAUCUUUGAUUUUCUUUCCAGAAUACAGCGCUCUCUUCUCUCUCUUCACUAUAAUGGAAAUUAAAUCAAUCUGUCUAUGUUUUCUCUCUAUAAUCAUUCAUACAAAUACGAACCUUCCCCUCUUUCUUUAUCUCCAUUAUCAACCAGCCUAAAACCAGCGUUCUUGGCUUCUCUUUUUUAGCUUUCUUGAAUUGUUUCUUUGGUUUCUUGAUUCGAAAAGAACAUGAUUACACAGUCCUGUAAAGACAGCUUGGAUAUGAUUUCGGUUAAUGAUUUUCGUGGACUGGAACGGAUCCCUGCUGUAAUGAAUGAACUUGGAUAUGAGGUUGGCGAUGAACAUGGUCAAGGUCCUGUUGUGUCCAAACAACGAAGGAUCAUUGUGGCAAAUCAGCUGCCAAUAAGAGGGUACCGGAAUGAAGGAACAAAAGGUUGGUUUUUUGAAUUUGACAAGGAUAGUCUUGUUUUGCAGUUAAAAGACGGGUUUCCUGCUAAUACAGAAGUUUGGUACGUGGGGAUGUUAAAGGUUGAUGUUGAAAAGGAAGAUCAAGAAGAGGUUGCACAAUUGAUGUUUCAUAAGUUUAGAUGCGUCCCUGUUUUCUUGACUGUUGAUCAAAAGAACAAGUAUUAUCAUGGAUUUUGUAAGCACUAUUUAUGGCCUUUGUUUCAUUAUAUGUUGCCUUUGUCGCCUAGUCAUGGCGGUGUACGUUUUGAUAAGUCGCUUUGGGAGGGUUAUAUAGUAGCUAAUCAAUUGUUUGCAAACAAAGUAGCUGAGAUUCUUUGGCCUGAUAAGGAUUCUGUUUGGGUGCAUGACUAUCAUCUUAUGGUGUUGCCUAGUAUCUUGAGGAAUAGGUACACUAGAGUUAAACUUGGCUUCUUUUUGCAUAGUCCAUUCCCAUCAUCUGAGAUAUAUAGGACUAUACCUGUUAGGGAGCAGAUUUUGAGGUCUCUUUUGAACUGUGAUCUUAUUGGGUUUCAUACUUUUGAUUAUGCUAGGCAUUUCUUGUCUUGUUGUAGUAGGUUGCUGGGCAUUGAUUAUCAGUGCAAAAGGGGUUACAUUGGUCUUGAUUACUGUGGUAAGACUAUCAAUAUUAAGAUCUUGCCUGUGGGAAUUCAUAUGGGACAGCUUGAGUCGGAUCUGAAUAUGGAGCAGACUGCUACUUUGGCCAAACAAUUGAAGGAGAAAUUUGAAGGGAAAGUUGUGAUGGUUGGUGUGGAUGAUCUGGAUAUGUUUAAAGGUAUUAGCUUGAAGUUUUCAGCGAUGGGGAGACUUUUGGAAAUGCAUCCGGAAUUGAUAGGGAGCGUGGUAUUAGUCCAGAUUGCUAAUCCGGCCAGAAGUCGGGGUAAGGAUGUGCAAGAAGUCAGAUUUGAGACCAGUGUCAUUGCUCAACAGAUCAAUAAUAAAUACGGUAAGGAAGGUUAUGAGCCAAUUGUUUUUAUUAAUGAUCCAUUAAGCGCUCUAGAGAAAGCAGCGUACUAUGCGAUAUCUGAAUGUUGUGUGGUUAAUGCUGUUAGGGAUGGGAUGAAUUUGGUUUCAUAUAAGUACACUGUUUGUAGGCAGGGCAGCCCUGUUUUAGACAAAGCAUUGGGGAUUAAUGAAUCGGAUCAAAGGAAAAGUUUCCUAAUUGUGUCAGAAUUCAUUGGAUGCUCACCGUCCCUCAGCGGGGCAUAUCGUGUCAAUCCUUGGGACGUAAAUGCUGUGGCUGAUGCCAUGUAUGUGGGUAUCCACAUGAAGGAUGAAGAGAAACAUUUGCGCCACGAGAAGCACUAUAAUUAUAUUAGCUCUCACGACGUUGCUUUUUGGGCGAGGAGUUUUGAUCAGGACCUUGAUAGAGCUUGCAAAGAGCAUCAUCUCAAGAGGUAUUACAAUGUCGGAUUUGGUUUGAAUUUCAGAGCUGCUGCUGUGGGAAAAAACUUUAGAAUGCUCACGGUCGAAACAGUUGUUGCUGCCUAUAACAAUACAAACAGCCGGUUAAUCCUUUUAGACUAUGAUGGAACUAUGAAGCCAAAGUCUGCUGUUGACAAAACACCCAGAAAUGAAGUUAUUUCAAUCCUGAAUUGCUUAUGCAGCGAUCCCAAGAACAUUGUUUUCAUUGUGAGCGGCAGAGGGAGGGAUCCUCUAAGCAAAUGGUUCUCUCCAUGUGAGAAAUUGGGUAUUUCAGCUGAGCAUGGUUACUUUACUAGGUGGACAAGGGAUUCUCAAUGGGAGACUUGCUCAGUCGCAAUGGAUUGUGAUUGGAAAAAGACUGUAGAACCUGUCAUGGAGGUGUACACAGCGACAACUGAUGGGUCUUUCAUAGAGCACAAAGAAAGUGCACUAGUUUGGCACUAUCAAGACGCGGACCCUGAUUUCGGUGGCUGCCAGGCUAAAGAGCUUCUUGAUCACUUGGAGAGUGUCCUUGCUAACGAGCCUGUGGUUGUUAAAAGGGGCCGACAGAUUGUUGAGGUGAAACCGCAGGGAGUAAGCAAAGGUGUAGUUGUUGAAGACCUUAUUUCAAGCAUGCGAAGUAAGGGCAAGUCACCGGAUUUCCUAUUCUGCAUCGGUGAUGACAAGUCAGAUGAGGAUAUGUUCGAGAGCAUUGCAAGACUUUUUGACAAUCCAUCAUUGCCACCCAUUGCAGAAGUGUUUGCCUGCACUGUCGGUCAUAAGCCAAGCAAGGCAAAAUACUAUCUCGAUGAUACGCCUGAUGUCAUCGAGUUGCUUCAAGGCCUUGCUACGGCAUCAGUAGGACCAAAGGUUACACAUACUCUGGAAGAAGAUAUCUAAAAUGACCAUAGGGAAACAGAAAACUAGGAAAACAUGGGCCAUGAGUUUGGAGCUUUGGGUUUUACUCCAUUUAUCUCAUCCAUGUUAGGAGGGAAGGUGCUGAUUUAGGGCUAAUCAAAUGAUACAUCAGGACAUGUAUAGCAUAUAACUUACUUUUACAACCACAGGUUCAUCUUAUAAUUCAGUUCUUAAAAUUUACAAAGAUGACAGAUUCAUGUUUUUUCCUUAA